CUUAAGGAAACGAGGACGCCUCUGAAUUUUAUCAUGCAGUUCGUUGAAUCUUUCUCAUUUAUAUCAGUGACAACGUGUCAUAAAGUGAAAUGCAAAUAUGCCUCGCUUGUAUUGCAGAAUUGCAACAGAACCCCUACCUUAUCUACCAGAAUCCUUUGAAACAGCAGCACCACCCAACGUCCCAUUCUUCGAUUCGAUCUCAUUGUCAUUCCAUAAAGCCGCAUUCGAGUACAUCAGCCUUUACGUUCAAAGUGCUGUACAAAUCAAUCAACCAUGGAGGCCACGGCAGGAUAGUUCACGUCAAAGUCUGCGAGAUCUUCAUCUUCAAAACCCUCUGCAGCUUUCUUGUCGGCUGAAUGCCCAUGACGCUAUCGACACCAAGGUUCAAGAGAGCGGCGCCAGGAUUGACUUUGUCAACAUCGUCGAACUUCAUCAAAGACGCGAUGGCGGCACGGAUUUUGUCCGUCACCCAAGUUUUGAGCUCGGUAGUUGUAGUUGGACGACCAUCGGCAUCAGCACCAUCGCCGUCUUUUGUCUUCACCGGUGAUGACGGAUUGGUUUGUGAUUAUGUUGUGGCUACGGUGCGUCUGGGUGCAACUUCCUCGAGGAGCGAAAGAGGGAAGGCUUCGCCGUUCUCGAAAGCGAGCGCUCGGGUUACGACGGCGUGGUUAGUUUCGUAGUCGGACAUUUACUUCUAAGCCCGGAAUCCUUGUCAGCCGACAUAUCCGUGAUACCUUUGCUCUGGAGCUCAUUGGUGAUGAAACUCGAAGGGCACACCAAUCCCAAACCACGCCAGGCGGUGGAUUGAAACGCAAUGGCGUUGUCGCCUGCGUUCCUGCGCAAUG
This is a messenger RNA of Neohortaea acidophila, 845 nucleotides long. RefSeq lists its product as uncharacterized. The transcript has a single exon. Bases 98 to 547 code for a protein of 149 amino acids. The record is from RefSeq and is a predicted model, not a curated record. NCBI's taxonomy places the organism in Eukaryota, Fungi, Ascomycota, Dothideomycetes, Mycosphaerellales, Teratosphaeriaceae.